AUGUUCUGGAAACUCGGUGCACCGGUGUUGAUCACAUGCUCGUGGGUGUGGAGCUUCUCGGCUUCGUGGCCGGCCGCCGCCAUCAACGGCAUGUACGCACAGAUAAACGGCGAAAUUGCGCGGAGCCCACAGUUUUACGCGCAAUUAACGGGCGUCUACGCGUUGCUCGACGUCACCGGCAAGGUCUAUAUCGGGUUGGCGGCGUUGCUGAACGCGUGCACCGGCUCGAAAUUGUUGUAUUUGAGGUGGCGGAAAAUGAAAGUAUCCGGCUCGCAAGAAAUCGGGCUGUUCGUGAUGGCGUUUGCUACAUUUAUCUGCCAGAUAAUGUGCCAAUUUGUUGUGACCCAAAUCAAAGGAAUCGACCCCCGGUACAGCAACAUUGUGUCGUCGGUCAACGCGGACCUGUUCGCCCUUUCGGAGGUGUACAUCGGUCUGAUCUUCAACCGGCCACUUCGGACGCAACUUCGCGAGGUGGGCAUCGACGCGUUUACGGCUGUGUGCGGGAAGAAGCCCCAAUCGAAUGUGGCCACGAUAUCGAUACGCGUCCACAGCAUAUACCCG
Mesorhabditis spiculigera is the source of this 561-nucleotide messenger RNA. The record is from the annotation of a GenBank genome assembly. NCBI's taxonomy places the organism in Eukaryota, Metazoa, Nematoda, Chromadorea, Rhabditida, Rhabditidae.